CAAUGGCCCCCCUCUUCCGCCGCGAGCUGCCGCAGCAGAGCGCAAGCUCAGGCAUCAGCGCGAGCUCGCGCCCCGACGACCGCACAUUGCCCAAGAGUGCGACGGAGAAACACGGUUCUGACCUGUAUCCCGAGCUUAAAGAGCUCAUGCUGCGUAACCAGCGGUGGGCGAAGCGCGUGGGCUCGGCCGACCCGGGAUUCUUCCCGCGGCACUAUCCCGGCCAGCGGCCCGAGAUCCUCUGGAUCGGCUGCUCGGACGCGCGUGUGCCCGAGACGACCGUGAUGGGAUCGCAGCCAGGCGACAUUUUCGUGCACCGCGGUAUUGCCAACCUGUACUCGCCGCAUGACGACUCGCUCAAUGCCGUCCUCAUGAUCGCGUUGAUCAAUUUCAAGGUCAAGCACAUUAUCGUGGCCGGCCACUCGAACUGCGUCGGCUGCCAGACAGCGCUGCGCGCAUCGUGCCUCCCGCCAGUGCCCGAAACACAGGCGAUCCAGCGCUACCUCAAGCCGCUGACGGUGCUCGCGCGCUCGAUGGCAACGGAAGACGGGCCGCCCUCGCUCGACCUGCUCGUGGAAGAGAAUGUGCAGCAGCAGGUGCGCAACCUCCUCGCAUGCCAGGUCGUGCAGGACGACUGGAAGCGCCGCGGCGACUUUGGGGUUACGGUGCAUGGUUGGGUGUACCAGCUUGAGAAUGUGAGUGGCGUGCUUGGUGGCCGCGUGCUUGGUGGCCCCGUCAGGCCACCAAGCAGCGCGAGGAGCGAGGAGCGAGAAGAGGAGUUCAGAAGGCCAGAAAGGCUCACUCGGCGCUCGACGCUCCAAGACGACCCAGGCUAACAGCAGGGAACCGUGCGCGACCUGGGCGUGUCGCAGGGGCCGCCGGGGGCCAAGCCUGGUGGCUC
Messenger RNA from Cutaneotrichosporon oleaginosum, 898 nucleotides. Lineage: Eukaryota; Fungi; Basidiomycota; Tremellomycetes; Trichosporonales; Trichosporonaceae. The record is from RefSeq and is a predicted model, not a curated record.